AUGUCCCUACGGAACCACCGCUUAUUUGUGGCUUUUAUCGCCGGGAUGAUGUUUCUGGUUUUCCAAGCGACACCAACGCACGGGCUAUGCGGUAAGAACGCCAGAGAAAAAAGCUACGAAUGUGACUUGCUGAGCUGCUUGAAUUUCAGUAAGAAGAACCUAAUCCACCCACCCCUGGUCUACGACUCCUCGAAAGCUCUCCAGCCUGUAAAUAUCACCGUCAGAUGGGUAUCAGCUUUGAUACACGAAAUCAAUGACCGAGAGAAUAGUUUUUCAGGAUAUCUUUUUGUAGUCCUGUAUUGGUUUGAUGAGAGCCUUCAGUGGGAGCCAAAGUGGUUCAAUGGGAUCGAAAAAAUCCUCGUUCCACCGGAAGACAUCUGGAAGCCGGAACCUGUCCUUUAUUAUCGGAGUGAGCAAGCUGAUAGAAAGGGCAAAAGAAGAAAUUUCAGGCUGACCGAAAGCAGCGUACAGUUGAGGAAAAACGGACGAAUACACUGGAAUCUGAGACUGCAAUUUACAAGCCACUGCAAGAUUGACUUUACAAAUUUUCCGGCCGAUACUCAAAGAUGUUUCAUCAGCAUCUACUUCCUUCCGGCAGAUGAAAGCCAGAUGAAGAUAAUGGUUAUGAACAACUCAUACAACCAUUUCUCAUUUAGCCCAAAAUGGGUAGCUACGAAUAAGGCUGCUUGCGUAAGGGAUGGUCACUACAACAACAGCAGCAACAACAACAACUACACCAACAGCAACAACAUCAACAACAUCAACAACUACAUAAACAACAUAAACAACAACAACAUCAACAACAACAACAUCAACAACAAAUGCCUUAAUGAACGCGACACACACAUUGUUGCCAGACGCUUUACUCGAUGGACAUUCAACUAUAAAAAACCCUUCAAAUCUCGAUCAAACAACGCCCUAUUCUCUCUCUACAACUACUUCUCAGAAAUGCGGGAGAGUAGAUUCGAACCCGAGACGAGCCAGCUACUGAACAACGAGUGGAAACAAGUGGCUGUGGUCAGCGAGAGGCUCCUGUUCUACUGUGCUGUCGCCGCCUUCUUCAUCGUCUCGGUGGUCGUCCCCAUCGAAGUCUUCGAACAUCAGCUUGAUCUGGCGGGAGAUUACUGA
Molecule: messenger RNA, 1128 nt
Organism: Helobdella robusta
Lineage: Eukaryota; Metazoa; Annelida; Clitellata; Rhynchobdellida; Glossiphoniidae
Exons: 9
Coding region: 1-1128 (375 amino acids)
Biological process (GO): monoatomic ion transmembrane transport
Cellular component (GO): membrane
Molecular function (GO): extracellular ligand-gated monoatomic ion channel activity; transmembrane signaling receptor activity
Source: RefSeq, a predicted model, not a curated record